This is a messenger RNA of Corticium candelabrum, 949 nucleotides long. RefSeq lists its product as uncharacterized. The transcript is spliced from 2 exons. The record is from RefSeq and is a predicted model, not a curated record. Lineage: Eukaryota; Metazoa; Porifera; Homoscleromorpha; Homosclerophorida; Plakinidae. The coding region runs from base 46 to 867 and encodes 273 amino acids.
GCGUUCUACUUGUUCUCUUGGGUAAGACAUAGACCAGAAGACACCAUGGAAAAAAGUCCUAGAGACUACUCUAGAAAGAGUGUAUUAUUGAGCUGUAUGAGUGUACGAGGCUCAGCAAGAAGGAGAAUUCUUUGUUUCUUUAUAUCUUGUGUUGUUAUUGAAGCAGGUCUAAGAUACUUUCAGCACGAGAACUUGCAUGUUUGGGGUUUGCCACUGAGGUUGGUUCGCUACUUACGCUUAUAUGAGCCUUGUUACCCUCCUGGUCAAGAUGAAAGAGUGUCUCGUCUUCGUGGAAUGCUGUUUGACUUUGUUGAUGUAGCAGAGUCAUUACGAAUGCGUUAUUGGUUGGAGUUUGGUGCUUUACUAGGAGCUGUUCGAAACGGAAAGAUUAUACCAUGGGAUUGGGAUUUGGAUGUUGGUGUCAUGAAGACAGACAUGGAGUCUGAACAAUUCCAGUCAGGUUUGAAAAAGAAAGGCUUUAAGCUCAUCAGGAAAACGGGCUGCAAAUUUUACAUUUACCGGGACCACAAUACAACAUUUUUGGAUGUGUACAUGCACUUGAUCAGAAAAGAAGACGACAUAGCUAUUCGUUGUGAGAUAGAGGACGUGUACCGGUACAAAUUCCCUGCCAAAUGGAUCAGUCCAACUGCACCUAUCAUGUUUGAAGGUAGGAUGUUGCAAGCUCCCAACCCUCCUAUGGCAAUGGUCAAGGAAGUCCGUUAUCCAUAUAGUUACUUUUGGACUGUGCCUCAAAACUUUUAUUGCUACUUUACUGAGUUCAGAUUUUUUCUGAUGCUACUUGGAUUUGUUGCUAUUAUCAUAAUGCCCAUCAUUUGCUGUGUUUACUACGCGUGCAAACACUUAUAACGGUUGCUAGUAUGUAGCAGUGUCUUCAUUUAUACUUGUGUAGUGAUUGUUGGAACUGUAGAAAAGUUCAAAUAUUCAGAUA